This is a messenger RNA of Sorex araneus (European shrew), 2068 nucleotides long. It is a transcript of the gene EMP2, whose product is annotated as epithelial membrane protein 2. The record is from RefSeq and is a predicted model, not a curated record. Gene Ontology annotation, cellular component: plasma membrane. NCBI's taxonomy places the organism in Eukaryota, Metazoa, Chordata, Mammalia, Eulipotyphla, Soricidae. The transcript has 5 exons. Bases 241 to 744 code for a protein of 167 amino acids.
GAAAAAGAAUGGGAAGAAUCUCUGAGCUGGUUCCCUGGGCGCUUCCAAGGCGUUCCGUGUGGAAUUGCAGCUGGAUCAUUUAGCUGCGGGCUCCCGGCUUCUUCUUCCUGAGUCCGGUCUCGAGAGAGAAGGCCCUGAGACACCCUUUCCUCUCUCUCUCUCUCUCUCUCCCCCCUGUCUCUCUCUGUCUGUCUCUGGGCCUGAGACGCGGCAGCUGCCUGCCCGCCGUGCCCCGCCAAGAUGCUGGUGCUGCUCGCUUUCAUCAUCAUCUUCCACAUCACCUCCGCCGCCCUGCUGUUCGUCGCCACCAUCGACAACGCCUGGUGGGUCGGGGAUCAGUUCCACACGGACCUCUGGAAGUUGUGUGUCAAUGGCACGAACUGCACGGACGUCCUGUACGAAGGCUUUGAGGGCUACAGCACGCUGCAGGCGGUGCAGGCCUCCAUGAUCCUGGCCACCAUCCUGUGCUGCGUCGCCUUCCUCAUCUUCCUGCUGCAGCUCUUCCGCCUCAAGCAGGGCGAGCGGUUCGUCCUCACCUCCCUCAUCCAGCUCAUGUCCUGCCUCUGCGUCAUGAUCGCGGCUUCCAUCUACACCGACCAGCGCGAGGAGUUCCACAAGAAUAACUUCAUUUAUUUGGGGACCUCGGACGGCGGCUACGGCUACUCCUUCAUCCUGGCCUGGGUGGCCUUCACCUUCACCUUCAUCAGCGGCCUCAUGUACCUGAUACUGAGGAAGCGCAAGUAGGAGGCGGCCCCCCGCCGCCGCCGCCCGCACCCCACAUUCAGAUAACCGUUUUGUAUAUAAUCGUGCGUGUGUGCGUGUGCGUGUGCCUGUGCCUGUGCGUGUGUGUGUGCGCGCGUGUGUGUGUGCGCGUGUGCGUUUCCUGGCAAACAUUGUUCCCUUUGAAAACCAAAGAAAGGAGAGUCUGUGUCUUGAGAUGAGCGAGCCGAGGAAGGGGACCUGCGCCCGCCCGGCCGCGCGUCUCACGAGACAAAACCCCCACGUCCAGCCGAGUUCUGAAGCCGCGGGACUGGGGGCAGAGGGCUCCCCCCCACUUCCCGUCCGCGGGGGAGCAGGGGACAGGGUUGGGGUGGAACGGCUGUACCCACCAGCGCCAAGCCCGGGUGGAAGGGCCCGCCCCGGUGUGCGCGCCGGGCCCCUGCUCAGCCCCGCCUGCUACGAGCCGCACCCCAGAACCUCCCUUUCUCGCCGGCGCCUGGGAAGGGCUGGGAAGGCUGCGCCCCCGCCCCCGCCCCCCGCGCUGCCUCCCACGUGGUGGAUUCCAGGAUGGAGCCGGGAGGUGGGUGGGCCUAGACUCUGGUCAGCAGCUUCCGGAAUCUUUACUGGCCUUUGCACAGCUGUGCACAGCUGGACCUCUGGACUAGGCCCUGGUCAUAGCCCCCAGAGCCAGAAGACGGGGGCCGAGGGGGUGGACAGCGCCUUCCCCGCUGACCCAGAAGGCCCUCCUCUCUGUUCCAAGGCUGCCUCUCUGAACCCCAAUUUCUAGACCCCCAGAGAGUCUGCCCAUCCCCCGCCCCCAUCCGUCCUGCAGCAUACAUCAGAGUGCGGGUGCCGGGACAGGCUCGCUCCGGGGGGCUCCCGCCCAAAGGGACAGGAAUCCGGGGGCUGGAGUGAGCGUCCAGCGCGAAGGGUGUUGUUUGCCUUGCACGCGGCCCACCCAGGUUUGAUCCCUGGCACCCCGAAGGUCCCCCUGGGCAUCUCCGGGGAGUGAACCUCAGAGCAGAGUCAGGAGCAAGCCUUGAGCACCGCCAGGUGUGGCCCAAGAAACAGAGAGAAAAAGAAAAAAAGGAAGAGAGACUCAGCAGAAAGGAGGGCGAGUUAACCGCAGAGCAGAGGGGCCACAGGCCCAGGCCUCAGGCUCACGGUGCUGCCCAGGCGCUGUGGCUGUCUGUCCUGCGGGACCCACGUCUGUCCUGGCGCUGCCCAGGCGCGUUUCCACCAAGGUCGCCCCAGGACCCCUCCGCAAAUGGGCUGGGGGGUGGGGGGCGCCAGGGGCGGGUCCAGAGCGGAUGCUCUCGGGAGCUGGGGCACCAGGGGGGCUGCUUCA